AGCAAGUGUACAUAAUUCUGGGUUGAAUUCUGUCAAGGUUGCGGAUCGAAUUGAAGCCGAUUCGCACACUUCUCUAGCGACCUGCGGUUUCUCUGGAAAGAUUCCGAGCUUUUGAGAGUGGAUCUUUGUGAGGAACAAGCUCCUAUAGUUGCAUCGUGAAUUUCCGAAAGGAUUUUUGCUGAGUAUGACGAGUGCCGUGGCCACCAACACGGCCAUGGCUGGCGCUCGCUCGUCAAUAUUUGAGCAGCAUAAGUUCGUUCGCCUGCUUGAGCUUCCUGCCGCAACGUCCUCAUCCUUGAGCCCCUUUCUUCAGAAUUCACAGACUUCCACAAUCAAUGGAUUUGUAACUCCGGACCUACCGGUCAAAACUUCUCUUGCGGAAUUUUUGAACUCUUUCGAAUUGAAGCAUAUUCUACCAAGACUGGUUCAAAAGAGUUCGAAGGAGGAGACUGUGCAACUCCCAAGAUUGGGGCUUGUCGAAACUUUGCGAGGCUUGGAUUGUUGGCAAGUGAGAACGGUUGCUGCUCAAACAAGAUUACUGCCAGAGAUCCAAGACCGUAUGGUGAAAGCCUCUAACAAUAUCGAGGCCGCAGGAUGUGGAGGCGCUCUGCUACUCCUAUCUGGAGGACACCCUUUAAGAAGAGUUUGGUUUGCCAACCAGCUGCUACCAGCAAACUCGUUUGCCAUGUUGCGCGCAGCACAUCAGUUACGAAAGAGUGGUCUUUUGUCUCCUGGAUUGCAGCUCUGGUGCGUGGAGAAUCCUCUCCUCAAUUCCGUCGAGCGGCUUGACAAGAAGGUUGCUUUUUUAGAAGUUAUGGCAGGCGCAGAAGCUGUUAUUGUUCAACCUCCUUUACUGCCUGAUCGUUUCGAGGAAUGGUGGAGCAAAGCCGAACAUAGAGGGUUGACGAAGGCAACACCAGUAGUUGUCGGUCUUCCUUUGUUGACUUCAGCUCGAAACUACUCUUUUUGGCUUGAACUGACUCAAGCAUCAGGGAAGGAAGCGGAUGCAAUAACAGCACGGUGGAAGCGAAUUGAAGCUGAAUACGCUGGUGACUCGGUUGCAUUUGCCAGAUUUUGUUACGAGGAGAGUGUUCGCAUGAUUGAAUCCAUUAGAUGUCUUCCUGGAGUGGCUGGAAUCCAUGUCAUGCCUGUCACGCGGGCUGGCUGGAGACAAUACCAGAAAUUGGUUGCGGAAGGCAAAUUAUAGAAGAUGAAAGGAGCAUCAUACAAGUAGGAUGAAUCCAUUGAUUCGGCGCAAAAUGUCGUGUGAAUGUCCCUGUGUAGGGUGUUUGGAAGUCUUCCAAUAAGUUCCUGAGACGAUGCAUUCUCCUGGGGACGGUCACGAAGGAGGGGAUUUCUUUAAGUGAUGGCAGGCGGCAAAGUCGCUCAUUGAUAAUUAGAUCCCAUAUUGCCAUAAUGUAUCAUGAACACACGACGAAAGGGUCAAGCUUUCUCAAGCUUCGAAGUGAAGUUUGGCGGGAUUUGCGGAAACAUUCCCUCAUGCUGACUAAUAAACAACAGCAUUCUUUUGGUAAAUCGACCGAAAUGUCUAACCAAACAGAAUGUUCAAAUGACUAAGCACCUAGAAAUCGUUCAAUCGCUGGGGACAAUCUCAUUUUGACCAUCGUACUCGUUGAGGGUAUAUCGACAUCCUUCUCUCUUUUUAUUGUCUCUUCAUGCAGGUACUCUGGAAUCUAACCUGAAAAACUUAGAACACAAUGUGUGCUCAUUCGGUUGACAGGGUUGAACGUAAUUGCAAGCAGCCUUGAAGAGUUGUCUUAACAAACUACAGACCCAACUCCCCACAAGUUGGCUAGUUUCUCCGCACUUUCUCUGAGCUCCUCUUAGUGUUUUGAAGUAGUAGCUUAAAUAUAGAAUCCUUGUAGCCUUGCUUUCUUCAACUGUAGUAUUGCUUUCAAACAGCAUGAAUAUGGGAACUUGCCCCUUUCUUUUCACUUGACUUACAUUCCAUGGAUACCUCUUACUCCUUGGUUGAAAUCCAGCUGCAAGCACAAGCUUGAAUCUUUGCUUGCUUUGUGUUAUUGAACCUC
Messenger RNA from Physcomitrium patens, 2051 nucleotides. RefSeq lists its product as uncharacterized. The record is from RefSeq and is a predicted model, not a curated record. Lineage: Eukaryota; Viridiplantae; Streptophyta; Bryopsida; Funariales; Funariaceae.